This is a messenger RNA of Juglans regia (Persian walnut), 1273 nucleotides long. Its product is annotated as acylphosphatase-like. Lineage: Eukaryota; Viridiplantae; Streptophyta; Magnoliopsida; Fagales; Juglandaceae. The record is from RefSeq and is a predicted model, not a curated record. Gene Ontology annotation, molecular function: acylphosphatase activity. The transcript is spliced from 3 exons. Bases 112 to 600 code for a protein of 162 amino acids.
GUACGGAGUCAACUCAACCCGAUCAAAUGGCAUCAGCAGUCCCGCCACAACUAAGGCCAUUGUUCGCCAUCCCUCGCAUCUCGGAACCCUCGACGUAAAUGGACCACUCAGAUGAACAACAAUGCUUAUUGUACUCCUAGAUUCGCCCAUUUCCAUCAUCCUCACUAUCAUCCUGCUUAUCCUCAUCUUUCGCUUUGCCCUACUCUUCUUCUUCCUCGUCCUCCUCUUUAUUCUCUGCUCCGACCUCAUUCACCUCAUUUUCGACAUUCUCUGCCCCUCAUGACCAAUCCUCAGGCCGCGACAGAGGAUUUCACCCAGCCCUCAACCAGAACGGUGAGGGUUGUGGUGAAGGGGAGGGUGCAGGGGGUGUUCUACAGGAACUGGACAGUGGAGAAUGCCGUCCAAUUGGGGCUGAAAGGUUGGGUGCGGAACAAGAGGGAUGGCUCUGUUGAAGCUCUGUUCUCUGGGAACCCUGAUGCCGUUCAGGAGAUGGAGCGAAGGUGUCGUCGGGGCCCACCAGAUGCAAUGGUUACUGGGCUCCAGGUUUUUCCUACCAGCGAUGAUCCUGGCUUUGGAUUUCAGCGCAAACGAACAGAGUGAUCAACCUUUGUAACAACAUUGUACCAAUUGCUCUGCUACGGAGGAUUGUAUCCUUGGCCAGUGGUGAUAACAAGACUUGUAGAAUCAACAUGCAUGUUCAAAUGUUGGAAAGCUUGGAUGCUGAAAACCUGGUUUUUAACAUGUCGUUAACCCACCUGAGGGUAGCCUAAGUGGUAAGGGCGAAGUUGUGUGCAUGAGCCCCAUGUCACAGGUUAGAUCCCCUGCAAUUUAAGUGGGAGGCAAUGGCUGUGGGUUGCUGUGCUAGUCUCCCCAGAGGUUUAGGUUCCACAGGUGAGUCCUAAAGGCUCUGCCGUGGGGUGGUUCCCCGUCAUUAAAAAAAAAAAAUGCCUUUACUUGUAAUCUAAACAAUGUUUCAGUUUCUUUCAUCAGCUAGAUGGUUUCUGCUUUCCAUAUAGAGAGUCUUUAAGUGAGGCUUUGCAUAGCACAGCUAUGAAGUCCUCAUUAUCUGUCAAAGAGAUUAUGAUAGAUGUGGGUUCUCCACGGAAAAGGAAAUUCUGUCUGAUGUUAUCAAUGCAAUGAUUUUUGAAUUUCAGCGGAGGAUCUCAUACUUGGGUGAUUGUGAUGUUAACAAGAAUCAACAUGCAUAUUCAAAUGUUGAAAAGUUCAAAUGAUGUUGAAAGCCUGGUUCAUGCUUUUUUAUUUAUUUAUUGAU